AUGUUUGUGAUUCCGAAAGCCCCCAUAACCGUGCCCAGCAUGAAUCCGUGGGAAUCCCAUGCCAUGGCGCAUAAUUUCCCCGGCGAAUCCUCGUCCGGGGAUGACAAGAAGCAAUCCCAAUUCCAGCCUGGGCAGGACCCCAUCAUCUAUCCUGGCCUCUACGGUCCCAGCGGAAUAGACAUCAUGUCGGUUUUGUUCAGCGUGUUCGCUCGCCCGAAUCCCCAAUUCGAGCUGGGUCCUGUAGAUUGCUCUGCAGCCCUGACCGUCAGCAACCUUGAUCUUCCUGGGAACCCUAUCAUAUACGCCAACGAGGCCUUUUCACAGUUGACUGGUUACACCAUCAAAGAAGUUGUGGGCAAGGAUCCUCGGUUUCUUCAUUCGCCACAAAGCCUCUACCCUUCGCCCAACCAUCUACUCGACUACCACGGCGACGCCAUUCAAAAACUGGAUCAAGCGUUGACCGCUCGAACCGAAAUCCAGCUCUACAUUACCAACUACAAGAAGAAUGGCCAACAAUUCACGAACCUGCUUUCCAUGAUCCCCAUUCGCUUGCCCAACGACGAGACACAAUACUCCGUUGGCUUCCAUGUGGCUUGCGAUUAA
Molecule: messenger RNA, 603 nt
Organism: Akanthomyces muscarius
Lineage: Eukaryota; Fungi; Ascomycota; Sordariomycetes; Hypocreales; Cordycipitaceae
Exons: 3
Coding region: 1-603 (200 amino acids)
Cellular component (GO): nucleus
Source: RefSeq, a predicted model, not a curated record